Molecule: messenger RNA, 1057 nt
Organism: Thalassophryne amazonica
Lineage: Eukaryota; Metazoa; Chordata; Actinopteri; Batrachoidiformes; Batrachoididae
Gene: rpusd1
Product: RNA pseudouridine synthase domain containing 1
Exons: 6
Coding region: 84-1007 (307 amino acids)
Biological process (GO): pseudouridine synthesis
Molecular function (GO): RNA binding; pseudouridine synthase activity
Source: RefSeq, a predicted model, not a curated record
AAUCACAGGAAGAAGCUGGAGCCAUGUAUCUGUUCUGUUAACGAUCUGAUACGUUCUAAUUAUCUGUAUUUUGAAACGCAUUGAUGGUUACCACAGAACCUGCGAGCCUGGAGAGCCUAAGUGUCCUGUACCAGAGUGAUGAUUUUAUUGUGGUGAACAAGCACUGGGACAUCCGUAUCGACAGCAAAAUGUGGUACGAGAAACACACCGUACAGGCACAGCUUCGACACCGCUUCCCUCAACUGGCCGAUCCUGACACUUACUACGGAUUCAGGUUCUGUCAUCAGUUGGAUUUCUCCACCAGUGGGGCUCUUUGUGUUGCCUUGAACAAGGCUGCUGCCGGGCGAGCAUACCGCUGCUUUAAAGACCGCACCGUCACUAAAGCUUACCUCUCCCUGUUGCGUGGCUGGGUUGAAGAGGAGACACAAACAGUUGACUUCUCCAUUGGAAAGAACUCCUCAGAGGGCAAAACACAUAUGAUGUGUAUCGAGGGGACAGAUGGCUGUGAGAACCCCAAGCCUUGUCAGACUGAGCUCACAGUGUUGGAGUACGGACAGUAUCAGGGAGACUGUGUUACCAAGGUGCUGCUGCAGCCACUCACAGGACGGACACACCAGUUAAGGGUCCACUGCAGUGCAAUAGGCCAUCCCAUCGUCGGGGACUUCACCUACAGUUUGGGAUUGGAUGAUGCCCCCUACCGCAUGAUGCUGCACGCACAUCUUCUCCACAUUCCCCUGGAACCCCAGCCGUUACUCGUGUUUGCUGGCGAUCCCUUUUUGCCCUCAGUGGACCCCAAGUGGCUGCCACAGCGCACAUUACGGACAUUGAAAGACAUUGUGGAAGCCCUGCUAGAUCGCAGGAUGGAGGAGCAGAGGAUAAUCAAGGAGGAGAAAACCAAGAAAGAGAAGGAGAGAAGGAAAGGGUGCAGGGGAAAGAAUUGGGAGGAGGAGAGCGAGCAACAGAAGAAGCAGCAUCAGGAGUGGCUGAGUGAAUGGGCUGCAGACUGAUGGGAUUUUAUUACCACUUUAUUUAUUUUGGAUGUAUCUCUUUGAAAGAC